AUGGCAUCGUCAAAAUUUGUGCCCCCGACUGUUAUUAUCGAACCAUGUCCAUGUCAAGAAUCACUGACAAAUGUCAAUCAUUGUAUCUCUCUUCCACAUUCAAUAAGUACACCAAAUUUUUAUGCCGAACGAGAUACUUAUCGAGAUUUACAUAAGAAAAUUUAUUAUUCAAAACGUCAAUUAAAUCGAAAAGCGUUAUCAUGUCCAUCGUUGUCCUUUAUCACAUCAUCAUCUAGAUGGUUGAAAGGAUCACUUUUUCGUACACCUUCACCAUCACCAUCCUCAGAUAUAGGUCAUUUUCUUGAUCCGGAAAAUAUUCGACAGUUCAGCAAUAUUCGUGGUAGUACUUUAAGCACUCAGACAGCAAGUUCAUCGAGAUUUUCAUUAUAUGAAAGUUUUUUUGAUUUAUCAGAUAAUGGACAAGAAAAAUAUCGAACAUUAGAAGAAAAAAAACUGUUCGAAUCAAUAACAUCAUAUAAUAAAUUUCAAAAUGAGCAAUGCGAUGACUUUCGAACGAAAUGUAGUAAUUGGCUGAGAAAUAUUUAA
Messenger RNA from Didymodactylos carnosus, 546 nucleotides. NCBI's taxonomy places the organism in Eukaryota, Metazoa, Rotifera, Eurotatoria, Philodinida, Philodinidae. The record is from the annotation of a GenBank genome assembly.